Lobosporangium transversale is the source of this 4489-nucleotide messenger RNA. Its product is annotated as AEX-3 domain-domain-containing protein. Gene Ontology annotation, cellular component: cytoplasmic vesicle. The coding region runs from base 171 to 4454 and encodes 1427 amino acids. NCBI's taxonomy places the organism in Eukaryota, Fungi, Mortierellomycota, Mortierellomycetes, Mortierellales, Mortierellaceae. The transcript has 13 exons. The record is from RefSeq and is a predicted model, not a curated record. Gene Ontology annotation, biological process: regulation of Rab protein signal transduction.
CCCAUUCACCCUUUUUUUUUGUCACAUUCUCCUGAAUUCCCUCCUUCCCAGCCAGCCUCCCAUCGUCACUGCCAUGGUUUCUUGCUGCCUUUGUUUUGCCACGCUCUUGUCACUGCUUACUUCCUCUCCUUUCAUUGCCAUCACCUCAUCAUCUUACCCUCGCUGCAUCAAUGACCCCGCCAAAGCGCAUUGCAGACUACUUCUUCAUAGUCGGUCUCAGGGACGACACCAUUCUCUGUCCCUCUGACCCCGACGACGACCCUGCAGAGGCUUUGGCUCUGGAGCACCAACAGGAGAUCAUUCGUAAAGUCAAUCGCCCUCGAGCUCUGACCCUCAAUGGGCCUGGUUCAGCACCAGGACCCGAACCAGCACCUCGACAGACACAUACUUCAAGACAACCCCCUCCUCCACUCCCUCUCCACUUACUACAACAAUACCAACAACAACAACAACAACAACAACAACAACAACAACAACAACAACAACAACAACAACAACAGCAACAACAACAGCAACAACAACAGCAGCAACACUCACCACAAUCACCACAACCAUCACAACCACUACAACCACAACCAUCUCAACAACAGCAACAUCAUCAUCAUCAACAGCAAUAUCAUCGCCCAUUACAAAGCCAGAGUCCACCAUCAGCACAUAUCAAUGGUUUUGCUCGUGCAACCUCACCAAAAGCAGUGUUGGACCAGCGGGAUGGGAGAAGACUCUCCUAUGCCGCUAUAGCUGCAUCUAACAUUGCCAACUCCACAGGGAUGCUCCCAAUAGGACCACCUUCCGCCCUCGCAAACACAUCUGCAUUCAAGUCUGCACCCAGUAGAGCACGUUCAAAGUCUAUGGCACACUUCCAUCCACCUGUCGUUGCGGCAGCGUUAGAGAAACAGGAACCCGAGAACAUGGCACAACGAGGCCCACACACUGUACAACUUGUGCGACCAUCCCGACGGCUGAGUACGGCCUCGAUGGUUGGUACACCGCGACGGUCUGUCACUCUCAACAACGUGGCCAAUGCCGGGAAUACAAGUUUACAGCACAAACCACCAAACUACCGCUAUGUUGCCACAAGUAGUCUUCAUAAAGUUGUCCCAGAAGGAGUAGAGAGCAACUUUGAUGAGGGCGAAACAGAUCACAGGUCGAUAGAUAAGCUAAUAUCAAAUGAGAAACCCGCUCAUGUUUUUACAAAUGGCCAGUCUAAUAUGAGUCCAGGUAGAGCCCAAAGUGACAAGCCGGCCUUGUCUGUACAGGAAUCCAGGACACUGUCACCCGUAAGGAAUGCCUCAAGAAGGAGUCGGACUAAAUCACCAGUACCUGUUACUGACAAAUCGGUCGGAACAGCGACGAAAAAAAGUGAAAAUGCAAAAGUAGACCAAAAAGAAGUACAUCCCGGUGAUAGAGUCUUUACACCUACUGUCAUCUGCCGUUAUCCAGAGACAGAUUGGGAGGAUGCAGAUGUCUUUCCUACGUUUCUCCCAAUGUUUUGCUUUCCUGCAGAGCUCUCAUUCAAAUUUUCAGACGAGAAACCGCCUACAACCUUCCAUUCAUUCGUGCUGACACAGGAAUCAGGUGGACGAUCCUAUGCUAUGUGCGUGACUAUGUAUGAACGCUUACCUCAUAAGAUGCUCCAGCAAUUCGACAAAAUCUGCCAACGCUGGACUCGAAGUCGCAUGUCUGAGAGCGAAAUUGAAUACGCAAAGGCUAUCAAAGAAAAGAUUGCUCGGGAGAAAAGAAUAUUGCAGGAUCUUCAGGUUCAGCUGCGCGAAGAGAGGACAACAGGAAAUAAGACUAGGCAGACGCAACUCAAGCGGGAAAUUCUUGAUUCAGAGGAGAAGUUGAGUUUGCUUCAUGACCAGAUGAAGCCUUGGAAAGGUCAAUUCAUCGAAAUUGAUGAUGCUUGGAUUCCACGGUGUGUUGGGCUCGUAAGCGCAGUUCCCUAUCAUUAUCUUUUACGCGACUGGCUUCUGGCUGUAGCGGUUGCCUGUUCCGGAGGUGUAGAACAUCCCGGCAUGAAUCAGAACUCUUUACGACUUGAAAGUUAUGUAAGGAAUCUAAUUAAUGAAGUCGAUCUGCCGCCGUUCGGUAAAAUGGAGAUUGGAAUCACAAUCAACAACAGAAUGAUCUAUGCCUCACGACCUGCACUCAACAGUGUACCAAUCGUCAAAAAUUUCUCUCUGUUUCCUCUGUUCCGUUGUUUGGCCGCAGAAGAUAUAGUUACAGUAAUUGAAGUGAUUCUAUCCGAAGGAAAAGUCAUUUUCCUCUCAUCAUAUUUGGGAAUGUUGACGCUUGCCAGUGAGAGCUUCCUGUAUUUAUUAUUUCCAUUUUACUGGCAAGGAGUCUACAUCCCUGUUCUACCUUCUGCUCUGAUGACUUGUCUUCAGGCACCAGUCCCUUAUAUCAUUGGAGUCGAGCGUCGUACAUGUGAUUCUGAUUUUCCACCAGAAGAGGCAUGCAUUGUUGAUUUGGAUAAGGGCGUAAUCCAAGUACAACUAGCGCCAACUCCACUUCCACCUCGCCAGAGACGAAAACUCAUACAGUCAUUGGAGCAAUACGCACCAAUAUCUGCCAUUCGACGGACGGCUACAACAACGAAUCCAGCCCUAGGCCCACCUGCAUAUGUUAAAGAGGCGUUUCCUCAUUCACGAUUAACAUUGUUUUGUGGGCUAUCCAGGGCUCCACGAAGCAGACGCAUUGAGCGACCAGUCUCAACGAUCGGGACGGGAAGUUUGCAUGGAUAUGCUGCUGUGGUACAGAGCAACGGCUUGGCAGAUCUUCGAAUCAACGGAUCAACCAACACCUUACCUGCCAUGCCCAUAUCGUCAAUGACGAGUGAAAGCAUCAAAAGCAACCAGGUUUCAAAUCAGCCCCUUACAUAUUCCAAGGUUGUUGGAGGGAUGGCUAGGUCUUCGUCAGAGGGAAUUUUGGAUAAAGCUCUGGAAAUGAAUGGAAGCAGUAGCCCCAAGAGUCCUAUCAGUCGAGCAGAGUCUAUGAAGGAAACAUCGCCAAUAGCGCAACAUCAUAAUUCAAUGGAGUCAUUCAAAUCCUCAAGAAAAGUUCUUUCGCCGUCUCGGAAACAUUCUAGUGUGUUUGAAGGAUCCAAGAAAUAUCAAGAAAGGCAGGCAAAAGAAGAGAACAGCCAUUAUCCGUCAGUAGGAGGCGCUUGGAACGCACAACUAGGAUAUCCUGGAGUUAAUCGCCAAAAUAGCAUCACCAGUACACAUAUGAGCGCCAUUCCAUCUGGAUUUGAUGGCCCGGGACUUCGUCACCGUGGCUCCUUUACUUCAAUUGACUCAUCUAGCUCUAGUAUAAUGUCGAAAUCGCCUGUCUCGACCAUAACAUCCAACACAAUGGUCAGUAUUAAUGGACACUCAUCAAUGACUUCUAUGGCACCUAUUAUAAGUCCUGAGGAAGAAGCAUCGCUCGCGAGUGCCGCAGACUCGGACAAGACGACUAUUGAAGGGCACGUGCUUUCGAUUCUCUCGGCCCCGGUACUUGUGUCAACCUUAACCUGCCGGUGCGGAAUUUGUUCUCAAGGUCUGGCGUCAACUAACAUCGUUUACCGCUGCGAAGGAUGUUCACUGUAUGUGCAUGCCGGAUGUCUGGACGAGCUACUGUAUCCAUGCGUGCCUCGUGGUUUUGAUGAGUCAGGUGUUUGCUGGAGUGUAUUGCAGAUGUGGGCUGGUUUGAUGAAAGGCUAUCGUUCUGGAAUUGUUGCCACGUCAUCAACAACAAUACAGCACCUGUAUAAUCAGCAAGGAUCGCCAAAUCAUCACCGUUCACACCAGCAGGGGUAUAAUCAUAACCCUCGUAUUCAUGGACAUGUAAAGCAACCCUCUAACAGUGGAAGCGAAGGAGAACGAGAGGGUAGAGAUCGCCUUUCGUGGGCUAGCUUCCAACGGUGGACAGGAAGGAAUUCUGGUUCGUCUAAUGGAAGCAUGAGCAGCAGUGGCAUGAAUGGUAUCGGAAAUGGUCAUUCUAACUCCAAGGCCUCUACCAUCUCCUCAGCCUCGCGCUCAUCAACGAGCGUGGAUAUGACCCACCGGAGCCAUGCCGGAUCGAUCCAUUCUUCACGGGCGAGAAAUGGUACCGACAACAGCUCUUACAGCGAAACCGUGAGCUUUCAUCGCGAGAUAUUUUUGAAAGGAUUUGAUAAAGAAGCGAGGCCAUUCAUGUCUGCUUUUACAGAAUCACAGACAUUUGCACAAUUCAUUCAGGAUCGAAUUGAUCGGUCAUCAGGUGAUCCCGAGAUUAUGUUUUUCGACGAGGUGAUCAAAGCUAAAAUCAACCGCUCACGAUUCCGCAUCGGCAAGGAGGAAACCAAGUUUCUCGAUGAUCCGUCUUAUGGUGUUCAAGGAACAGUCAAGGCUACCCCGCCUUCAGGAGACAUUAUCGUUUAUGAGGAUGAAGAGAGACGGUUUCCAACGAAGCUCGAUGCAGCAUACCUUUAGAAAAAGGCAAAAAAAAAAAAAAAAAAAAAAAAAAA